This is a messenger RNA of Quercus robur (English oak), 423 nucleotides long. RefSeq lists its product as uncharacterized. The record is from RefSeq and is a predicted model, not a curated record. The transcript has 2 exons. The coding region runs from base 1 to 423 and encodes 140 amino acids. NCBI's taxonomy places the organism in Eukaryota, Viridiplantae, Streptophyta, Magnoliopsida, Fagales, Fagaceae.
AUGGACGACCAUUUACAGACUAUGAGCAUAGAAGAACAGCGAACGGUUGCAGAACCCGUCGAGGGGUUGGAAGAGAUACUCCUUGAUAAUUCAAGACCUGAGCGAAUGACUAGAAUUGGCACUCUCGCUAGUCCGUCAAUCCGUCAGGUGCUCACCACAUUUCAAAAAGAAAACCAGGAUGUCUUUGCUUGGAGCCAUGAAGACAUGCCCGGGAUCGACCCUUCAGUCAUGAUAAAACUGGACGAAACUGAUCAGGAGAAGACUUCAUUCGUCACCAGCCAAAGCCUCUUUUGCUACAAAGUAAUGCCAUUCGGUCUCAAGAAUGCGGGCGCAACAUAUCAGAGGCUUAUGAACAAGAUGUUUGCACAUCAGAUUGGAAGAAAUGUCCAAGUCUAUGUUGAUGACAUGCUAGUGAAAAGCUGA